AUGGUCAACCCCACUGUCUUCUUCGACAUCGCUGUCGACGGCAAGCCCUUGGGCCGAGUCUCUUUUGAGCUGUUUGCAGACAAAGUUCCAAAGACAGCAGAAAACUUUCGUGCUCUGAGCACUGGGGAGAAAGGAUUUGGUUAUAAAGGUUCCUGCUUUCACAGAAUAAUUCCGGGAUUUAUGUGCCAGGGUGGUGACUUCACACGCCAUAAUGGUACUGGUGGCAAGUCCAUCUAUGGCGAGAAAUUUGAUGAUGAGAAUUUCAUCCUGAAGCAUACAGGUCCUGGCAUCUUGUCCAUGGCAAAUGCUGGCCCCAACACAAACGGUUCCCAGUUUUUCAUCUGCACUGCCAAGACUGAGUGGUUGGAUGGCAAGCAUGUGGUCUUCAGCAAGGUGAAAGAGGGCAUGAAUAUUGUGGAAGCCAUGGAGCGCUUUGGGUCCAGAAAUGGCAAGACCAGCAAGAAGAUCACCAUUGCUGACUGUGGACAAAUCUAA
Molecule: messenger RNA, 495 nt
Organism: Rangifer tarandus platyrhynchus (Svalbard reindeer)
Lineage: Eukaryota; Metazoa; Chordata; Mammalia; Artiodactyla; Cervidae
Source: the annotation of a GenBank genome assembly